Physella acuta is the source of this 566-nucleotide messenger RNA. RefSeq lists its product as uncharacterized. NCBI's taxonomy places the organism in Eukaryota, Metazoa, Mollusca, Gastropoda, Physidae. The record is from RefSeq and is a predicted model, not a curated record.
UAUUCUGCUUAUCACAUAAGGUUCCUAUUUUGAUCGGAUCAUUACAGGAUAUAAAAUUUUGUGAUGUGAAUGAAAAUAUUUUAGUAUACACAGAUCUUCUACCGACACUCGCAAGUAUGUUUAAUGAGCAGGAAGCAGCUUAGAUUAUAAUGUACGGAAGAAUUUUGAUUUUAAUAAGCGUUUUUGCGUCGGCUAAAACAGACGCAUUCAGCACCGAAGCUGAGAAAGAACUUGUCUACUACUGGGGACCAAAUCCCCUGAAACAUUGUUCUAAAAACCAGCUAGCGUUUCUUCGUGUUUUCCCGGAUAAAAAUGUCCAAAUUCUUUGUGUUGACCAUAAACUGGGUAAGCAUGCAGAGGCUCUACUAGAAACAAGGCAGAUACACAAAUCGAGAACGAUUCACGGAUUUGCCGAUGUACCGAGGAUUAAGGACUACAAAAAAGUUCUGCUAGAGUUGGAAGCAGCUAACCCAUUCGAUAGCAAUAUCAGCUUCAAUACUACCCGAGCCGUAUCACCCUCGUACUGGAGAAAUAACUUCACCUUGUUAGAACUUUCGGGCAUGUAA